This is a messenger RNA of Uranotaenia lowii, 10548 nucleotides long. Its product is annotated as phosphatase and actin regulator 4. The record is from RefSeq and is a predicted model, not a curated record. Gene Ontology annotation, molecular function: actin binding. Lineage: Eukaryota; Metazoa; Arthropoda; Insecta; Diptera; Culicidae. Bases 2764 to 5721 code for a protein of 985 amino acids. Gene Ontology annotation, biological process: actin cytoskeleton organization. The transcript is spliced from 14 exons.
UUGCCAGUCAGUCGUCUGCCGUCGUUCGUUCGUCUCGUACACACGGAUACGGACAGAGAGCUCCGUCGUACUGUUGGGGGGUUGAAAUCGCGUCGCGCGCCUUCUUCUAUCACAGAAAACCAAGAGAGAGUGAGUGAAGAAGAGGGAGGGGAUCCGCUGAUAGCUAGCUUGAUCCCCGUUUUCAUCGGGAGUUUCCUUUUUGGAGAUUGCUGGCGGAGGAAGUUUGCUGCGGCUUUCCCGACAACCGUCCAGUUUUCCAGCGGUUGCUGCGACCAAAAACAACCGAUAUCCGGAAGAUUGUCCGUCGCGGAGCAGCAGGACGGAGAAAAGCUCCAGUGGAGCAAAAGAAGAGUUUUUGGAGUGGCCGCAAACGCAGGAACGAGAAAUAGAAAGAGCUGCGUUCUUUAUCCCAGCUGUUGUUGGUCUGGUUUGGGGUGCUGCAGUUUCCACAUUUUCGUUGGUUGAUAAUUAGCUCUUAGUUUCGGGCUCGCGGAGUGAGUGAUUAUGAUGGUGGCUAAUUUUAAAGGGCUUGAGAAGAUGAGUGAUUUAUCUGGAGGGUAAAUGUUUGUAUACACAGCAGCCGAAAAUCAUGGCAGGUGAAGCUGUGAGAUAAAUUUUCUUCUCUACCAAAGGAAUGCAAAUAUGCCGAAUGUGAUGAGGCCUUUUGAAAUGUGGUGUAUCGCUUGAAGGUGUUAAAUGGUGGCAGCAAAGAAGAAAGGCUCACAAUUCUGAUAGUGUGAGGCUCUGCGAAAGAAGUGAAAAGAUAAGAGGGCACCAGAGAGCGAAGAGGGGCAAGCGUUUGUGUGUGUGGAUUAAGAUAGAAUUUUGAAGUUGGGGAAUCUGUGAGGCAAAGCAAAGCAAAAGAAUUGAAGAAACGUCUACAACAGAGAGAGAGGAAGAAGAAUGAUCCCUGGUUGGGGGAAAGAAAAGGGGGUGAUGUGAUGGUCAAGUGGAAGGGUGCAUUGUGAGAUUGGCUCCGUUCAUGGAGAAGAGUUGUCCCUUGAGUUAUAAUUGGUCAGCGGAAAAUGAUGAUGUGCUGCUGCUGCAAUGGGUUCAAGUGCACAAUCUCAAGUGAAUGAGAAAAAAGAAUAUCAUCUGGUGGGUAUGGCGAAGAGCUGAAGCAAAAGAGUCCCAAUAAAAAAAAGCAUAUGCAGUGCAGUGAAUAAUCAGUAAAGGUGCUUCGACAAGAGCCUAUAACAGCUCACAGAAGAGUAUGAUCGACAGCAAGAGCUUCAAAUUGGAAGAGAAGACGAAGCCUGUGUGUCAAAGAAAAACGGUUGAGAAGAAAGGAAAGGUAAAUGCGGCAGCGAAGGCAAGUGAUGAAGGAGGAAUGUGAUUAUAGAGGCAAGUUCGAUAAAUAUACAUACACUACACACGGGCCGACACACAACAACUGUAGAUAGAUACAGGUAGACGGACGAAAAGCAGAAACAGCAAAGAGAAGCGAAGCAGUGUGUAUAGUAAGCAAAAACGGCGUUUAUACACAUCGGUAUGGAAAAAUAUUGCAUAUCGGUUCUUGGCAGUGCUGCUGGACUGGAGCAACUAUCGAGCAUGUGUACCGUUGAUGAUAUUUGAAGCUGCACGGCUGGGGAAAUCAAACGAACCGAACAAUCAAAAUCCACACUCAGAUUAACUGCUUCCGUACGCGUCGACGAGUGGAAAAAUUGACGCCACCACCCCAUCGCAAAAACCCAACCGCCCGGAAACAGCAGCUGCCGCGCGACUUCUUCAAAUUGCCACCUUCAGGCGUCUGCGAUUGCGGUGUGUCGAACAACAAUACCCAUAAUCAUCAUCAUCACCGCCAUUAUCGUGGUUGAUGCCGCGGCUCCAAAAUCCACACUUCUUCGUUAGACGGAAAUGCAAUACCGAGACAGGUGUGAACAGCACGUGGAUCAAUUAGGGCAGCAGAUUUGGAUCACUUUGGAUGGAAGCUGUGAAAGCGAACCUCGAAAGAUCGGAUUGAGGCAGUAAUCAACAACUGUGGUGUACCCCCAAAAGGGCAAUCGAAGUGAAGCGUCGAAAAUCUGAUAAUUUUGGAGCGAAGUUAGAGGUGUGAAAUCGCAGUUGAGGCGAAGAAGAAAGUGAAACUUAAUCUCGAUCUGAAGCGCAUGCCAAUUUAGUGUUAUUUUGAUAGCUAAUCUACACGUGUUUGUUAAAAGGGGGUUUUUCGCUGAAAAUCGGUAGAAAAGAAGGAAAGUUCAGUGCCAAAUUUCUACAUUUUUUUCAAAGUGAAUUCUUCAGCAUCCGGGUUUAAAAAGAUCAAAGUUGUGAAAACGUGUAUUUUUUUUCUAUUUUCCAACGUGAGGUGUGUUUUUUUCAUCGCCUGUUUAGAAUCUCCUGCAUCGUCGCAAACAAAAAGCGACAGCCUCAAUAUUGAAUUUUCUAUCGAUAUGAAUAGCGAUAUCAUUAGUCAGUGUUUGUGAAUUUUGUAUAUACCUAUUUACAUAUAAAAGCAUACAGCUGAGCUGUAACAAAGUCGAAAUUGUGGAAUAAAUUUGCAUGGACGCAAAUUAGGGUGCAGUGAAGUGUGCUUAUCUGUGGAGCCCCAACCCAACAGAAUUUUCCCGUUCAGUCCGCGUGAAUAAUCGGAAGAGCUUCCAGAGAGCCGUCCUCCUCCUUACCAGGAGUGUUAUUUUUUUUCUGGAAUAAUUUAGCAGCAACCCACCUGUGCUGCACGUAUGGGCUCGAGUGUCCAAAGCCAGCCCAAACCCAACCAUUCCCUUCGUAUCCCUCGUAAAUAAGCCCCUUGGUGAAAAGCGAAAAAUGUCCUUCAACGGAAGAGAUUUGAUGAAACAUCAACAGCAAUACCAACAGCAGCAGCAGCAGCAGCAACAGCAACAACAUCACCAACAACAGCAGCAACAACAGUAUCAACAUCAACAACAGCAACAACAACAUCCGCCCGAAUACAAUCAGAGUGUACUGACGAUGCAGAAAUCGGUGACAAUCACGGUGACGCCGCAGCGUAGCAAUUCCCUGGAUUUGCUCAACUUCGAGGAGAAGCGGCAGCUGAUAGCUUCGUCCCUAUCCCUGUCCGAUAUACUGCACGUGAGCCCGGCGGCUGCCCACGUGGCCAAAGAGGUGGCCGCCAGCACCGUCAUCGCCACCAAAAAGCAGAACGGCACCACCACGAUGCGGUCCAACAGUCUGAACUCGGGCUCCCGAACGCCUCCGCUGGAACGGAAGAGCAAGUUUAGCGCCUUCGGCCGGUUUUUCAAGCCCUGGAAGUGGCGGAGAAAAAAGAAAAGCGAAAAGUUCGAGUCCACCUCCAAGUCCCUAGAACGCAAAAUAUCAGUCCGUGCCAAUCGUGAAGAGCUUGUACAGAAAGGUAUUCUACUGCCCGAGAGUCCCACGUCAGCGCUUUCCAUUACUGCCAUUUGCAUCAGUCCCACGGAAUCGGUGACGUGGUCCACAUCAUCCCAUAGACAGCUACAAACCUUCCAUCAGCCAACCACCCAUUAUCGAGGGCAAAACGAGGAACAAUUCACGAUAUACAACUCGUUAAAUGGCUCCAACGGAGGAGGUGGUCUGAUGAAUGCAGCAGUACCAAAUACUAGUAGCAUAACCAGCAAUGUGCCUUUAUCACAAUCGGCUCAACAGAUUAGCGGUAUCAGUAGCAUAGGCAUGGGCGGCGAUGGGGGCAGCUUCCGGUCCGGGCAUCAUGGUGGCGGUUCGAUGAUGGCCAGUAGUAGUUCCAAUAAUCAGAAUGGUGGCGGACCACUGUCCCUGUCGUCGAUCCUGAAUGGGGGCGGCGGUUCCUCCGGUGGUGGUGCUGGGCCAAACAAUUCAUCGGUCAUCGGUGCCAAUAUGAUCGGGGGCGGUACGGCCGGGCAGGCUCUGGCCAGUAUACUUGCGUCCAGUGGUGGGGGUGGUGGAGGUGGUUCCAGCAGUAUAAGUGGGAACUCCAUGGGAAUGAUGACAGGUGGGUUGGCUCAUUCGCAGUCCGCCCAUCAGAUUGGUGCUGGCAGUGGAGGUGGCGGUGGAAUGAACCAGCAUCAGGCGCUGCAGCAGCAGUUGCAGCAGCACUUUGCCAACGUUGCCAAUAGCAGUAGUUUAGAGCCACGGAAAGAAAAGACUGACGCCCAAGGUAGCGCGAACGGAAGUUCAUCGGUCGGCGGCGAUCAAUCGUCCUCGCUUCAUGGCGGGGGUGGUGGUUUGGCCACGAUCGAGGGCAUAUCGCUGCAGCUUCCCCCGCCCACGGUACAAUCGAAACCGGAACGCCCCAAUACCCUGGGGCCGACCAAGUUGUCCCGAAAAGUGCUCUGCUACCAUGGUGAUGGUUUCCAAGAUAAUCAACGGAAGACACCUCCACCGGCGAACGAGAAUCAGUCGAAUCUGCAAUCGCAGCAGCAUCCGACAUCGCUGCAGCAGCAGCAGCACUCGGCACUAGCAGCUGCAGCCGCCGCGGCCGCCGUUGCCCAACAGCAACAGCAGCACCAACAGCACUACAAUUCCCAGCUUCCCUCACAGGCAGCACUGUCAGCGGCCGCGGCAGCCGUCGCCCAGCAACACCACCAGCACCAGGCGGCUCUGGCGGCAGCGGUCCAACAGCAUGGCGGCCUUCCACCGCACCUUCAUCACCUGGCCAACCACAUCACGCUGUCGGAGCUGCCGGAACCUCCCAUUCCGGUGUCCGAGAUUGGGCCGAUUCCGCCUCCGCCGAUGUUCUCAACACCAAGUCCCACCCUGAUCGGGGGACGACCACAGCAUGGUGGUCCGAAUGUGCAUUCCACUACUACUACCGGUAGCAAUAAUAGUAUUAGCGCGAGUAACCUUAUACCGUUAGAUAUGAACGAUUACGAUUACGACGAUCAUGAAAACAAUGAUCAGGAGGAGCUCGACUCGGACGAGGAGUACAUGUACCAGAUGUCGCAGCCGAAUCCGGCCAUCGACACCAACCGGAUCGACGAAAUUCCCGCCAAGGAGCCCAAGUUCAACGCAGUGCCAUUGAAGUCAGCUUUAAAGAAGAAGGGUUCCAACCCGGGAACGCCAACCCAGGACAAUCGGGCGCUGACGGUGCGCUACGACAACAAUCCGACCGCCACGAUCAAGCCAGUUUUACGACCACGGAUUAGAAUAUGUUCCCGACCGAUGCGGUUCCAGAUCGGCCUACCGAGUACGAUGGAGAACAAGGAAAACACUCGACCAUAUGCGAUUCGUGAGGGGGACAACGACGAUCAGAACGAUGGACCGAUUUGCUACCGGGAGGACGAUGCCGAUCGGGCAGCCAAAAUUGCCCGCAAGGAGAGCCUCUCGAUCAAGCUGGCACUGCGGCCGGACCGGCAGGAACUGAUCAACCGGAAUAUCCUGCAGAUCCAAUCGGACAACGAAAAGCAGGAAUCGAAGGAAGCCAUCGGAGCCCGGCUCAUCCGGCGCCUUUCGAUGCGACCCACGGCCGAGGAGCUCGUUGAACGGAAUAUCCUGAAGACGCAAACCCCGGCCGAGGAGAAGAAACAGAAGGAGGAGAAAAAGCGCUACCUGCUGCGAAAGCUCAGCUUCCGACCCACCGUGGAUGAGCUGAAGGAGAAGAAGAUCAUCCGCUUCAACGACUACAUCGAGGUGACGCAGGCCCACGACUACGACCGGCGGGCGGACAAACCGUGGACCCGACUCACCCCCAAGGACAAGGCCGCCAUCCGGAAGGAGCUGAACGAGUUCAAGAGCUCCGAGAUGGCAGUGCACGAGGGCAGUCGUCAUCUUACCAGGUUUCAUAGGCCAUGACAGCUGCAAUGCAGAAUCAAGCAGAGACAUUUUGCCGUUCAGUACUUUACAUUUCUCAUUAAGAAUUACUACAACAACCAUUUGAUUGUGUACAUAUAAAUUAGCGCAGCGCAGCAGCAUUUGAUUGGCAAAUUUGAGUCACCUAGAGAAACAAACCGGAAACCGGAAAUUCCUCGACGCGACACUCCAUUUCGAGAAUCCCGUAACCGAGUAGCAAACCCGACAGAUUCUUCCCAACCCCAUACACACACACAAACAUAUUUCCUGUGCGUUUUCCCCUGACUCAAAAGAAGAAUAGAACAGAGCAGGGUUGGCGGACCGGGGCGGAACGAACAAUUUGGCGAUCUUGGCGAAAUCCCGGAAAUGGAGAACUCACAAAGCGUGGAAUAGAGUUUUACUUAUUGGACAACAAACCAACACACACCUUGGACAUUAUCGAGAACCUACACAAUUACAAUCCAUAACCAACAUUCAGCAUCAAAUUUUUGGACAUUUGCACAUCGAAUGGCUGUCUCCUGGCUGACUCUGACCUGGACCUGGACCUGAUUCUGACCUAUCCUGUGUCAGAAUGAUAUGGGCCUAAUUGUACGCGACAUUCGAAAAUUCCACAAUCGGACACCCUCCACUGAAGGGUGCCUGAGAAACGUUUACACUAUCCGGACGCCAGGUUCGGGGCAUGUAAUUCUCGCCAACGAACUUCCGGGCUGACAAAAGUUUCAUCGAGCGCGUUUCGUAAAAAAAAAAAAAACUUCGAAAUGCUUGCAGGAAAAAUUGUUUAACCCCCUUUGUGAGCUAUUCAAACCUGAAUAACAGGAGACAACCAGACAGAAAUGAAAAACAAAAACAAAAAGAAAAUCAACAUAAUUAUCGAACUAUUUAACUGAAAGAGAAAAAAAAAUCAUAAACGUUAAAGAAAAACAAAAACAAGUAUCCGUUUCAAUAAAAAGUAACAAGACAAAAAAAAAAACAAACCUAAAAUUAAAGCAAAAAUUCAAAAACAAAAAAAAAGUAAGAAAAUAAUACUACUGUGAUAAUGUUGACGUUGUUAGAAUGUUACCGUGGACAAAAAGCAAAAAAAAAACAGAACAAAAUAACGACGGAUUGCAAACGGCGGCGCGGCGUAAGAAGCAGAUGGGCAAAACACCCCCUACAUAAGAAAUGAGAAAAAAAACAUUACAAUCUAUUGGCGCAAAUUUUAGAUUACUUAGUAGGACUGCAACACGUUAGUAGCAUUUGAGAAGAGGGGGGGAAAAUUACUGCGGUGCAGAAUUUCGUGGAUCGCUUUUGAAUCUUUGGGAAUUUUGAUCUGUAAAAAAAAUCGUUUUUGGGGAAAUGAUGUUUUGAGAUGUGGAAGUCAGUUGGAAAUUUCUGGAUUUAGAAAUUAGAGUUCGUCAUUUUAAAUUAUGAAUUUGAAUUAUAAAUUCAGUUUUCAGAACUCAAGAACCAGAAUUGAGAGAAUUUAAAUAUUAAAAAUUAUGACCCCUAAACUAUGAUUUCUGAAUUUUGAAUCUCUCAACUUAAUUUGGAACACCAAACGUUGUGUUCUGAUUCUGCAUUUUUAUAUUUUUAUUCCGUAUGUACACACAAAAUAAUCUGCACGUUGUUGCUACGUGAAAAAUUACAUAAUUUUUAUCCAAUUGAUUUUUUAAGGUUUUAAUUCCGGAAAAUACUGCUAUUAUUACUCACCCUAAUUUACAAGACUCGAAGCGAUUGUCUGGAUCCUUAAUACAUUUUACCAUUUAAGAAUUCAAAAGUCGCGUUGGUCUUCCACGAGUAAGGUUCACAUGGUAUAGUCGUUUAGAUUGUUCUUGAACUUUAUAAUUUAUGAAAAUGUUACGAUGUGUAUCGAUCAAAACGGCUCCAAAAUAGCGUGCUAGGCAGUGAUCUCGCCAUUUUCGAUUUACGAUUUUUAAAAGUUUUUCUUCUAAACCAAAUGCAAAUCUUGAAUUUAAACAUGAAGAUGUGCAUCUAAUCUGCUUAAAAUGCUUAAAAAUUAUACAAAUUUCAACCGGAAAAUCAACGGUGAAAAGAUUUCUUAAAACAGAUUCUUAAAUUAUCCUUGAAAUAUUAAAAAAGAUUUGCUACGGAAUAUCCCUGUGAUGUAUAUUUUUCUAAACUAAAGUAUGAUUUAAGACGCUUCCUUGAAAACGCAACUAAGAUUCGAGUUACACAGGGCAAUCAAUUAGCAUCACAGUGAUAAUCGAUGUGAAGUUCGGUUGAAUUUAGAUUCACUUGUGGAAAGGUCAGAAAAUCGCAGUUUUAAGCAGUCUUUUUUUUCUUAAUUUAAGUGAAGGGUUUAGAUUUUAGAUCAAAUUUCCAAAGAUUCAAAAUCGUUCCAAACUGUAUUCAAGAGUUGGUUGGUAGCAAAAAAAAAACAAUAAUUGUACGAAGCAAACGGAAGAGAAGAAUUAUUUGAAGACGGAUUUCCCUGAGCAAAAAAAAGGCCGGAAGUCCGUUAAAGCGGUAUCUUGUAUUGUCACAAGAAAAAAAAAUACAUAAACGAUGGUUGAAAACACUUUUGAAAAUGAAGCACCACGACCACCACCUCCAUAAAACAAACAACAUCUUAGUAAAAGCAACAGCAACAGUACGUUACACAUUUGAGGUUCGAUUUUUCGAUGUAGUUCGAAGGAUUGGAAAACCUUUAAAAAAACCCUCAAUGAAUGUGACUGUGCUUGUGUAGAAAAUUUAAAAUAAAAAAAUCGGUGGUAUCGAACAAGCUGAUUUGUACAUAUCUUGUCAAAAUAUAAAAAAAAGAAUUAACUUCAAAUCAACACCGGAACACACCCAAUUUAAGACAAAUCUUACAAUUUUUUCGUUUCUUUUUAUCGUUCCCUGAAUUUCGUUUAGGUAUGUUAGAUAUUUAUUUAAAAAAAUCAGAUUUUCCUAAAAGAAUAAACACACGCAAAAAAGCAAUCAAAACCUAUCUUCAUACUUCUGGAUUUUUACGAAUUGUAAAGUUUACAUUCUCCGGACGAGAUAGAAAUCGAACUUUCGGUAAUUUUUUCCUGUACUAGAUAUCUCUACAAAAGUUAAUCAGGGUCGAUUAAAAUGUGUUGACGAACCGGUGUGAUCUUUGAAAAUAUAAAAGCUAAUAGCAGUCUUGACUUGAUGUAUAUUUUAGCAAAGUUAAAUGAAGCAAACAAAUAAAAUCCAAUCGAAUCGGAACAUUUAGAGAAACAGUCUGUCUAGAAACGUGAUCUGUUUUCAGUUUUUCAUAUUCGUUAGCUAAGUUUGUUUUUUCAGGUAAGAGAAAGGGAAAAAUGGCACUCGGAGUGCUCUACAAUUGGUUUGAAUAACCGGAAAAGGGGAUUCGUGAAUCCCUCCGAGUUGAUUGUGCGGUUCAAGAUUUAAUUUUAUAUCAUUCGUUUUCGUUUAUUUUCAUUUGUAAGUUUUACGUUACUUUAGUUGUUAUCAGUAUAAGGCUAGCCUAAACUUGUAAAAAAAACAAACAGAAGGUAUGUGUUUCCAUUUUCCUGUAACGGAUGAAUGGAAAUUCCACAAUCUAUUUCAACCCCAAUACAAACAAUUUGUAAGCUAGAAUAGCAACAAUUUAACGGUCGUUCGUUUUUAGGAGAAAACUCAACCAGAUCAGAUGGAAAAAAUCCCAUCAGAAAGCAGUUAAAAACGCUUAAUUCGAAGAUAAACCGAUCUGAAGCACGCUGAAGAAAAGUAUUGGAAAACUAGAGAAAAAACAAAACAUAACCUAAACAUACUACUCCUCAAAGGCAUGCCGAAGCUCUUAAAUCGCGAACUAUAUUGAAAAUUCUAAAAUCGGUGGCAAUUUCCGUACGCGCAAAAGUCGUGCAGCAGUAACAUUAAACAAACAAACAAACAAAAAUCGUGUAAACGCAGGUAAAUCUGCAAGUAGCUUAACCGAUUGGCAAAACAAACGGUAAAACUUAAACCAAUUAUUAAUCACAAACAAAAGUCGACUGUUUCGCUUUUUCGUUGUAUUAUCGUGUAAGUAAAACUGCAAAUUCACAUGCAAAUUGAACAAAAGGAAGGAAAAAAAACGAGCGUGUAACGUUAUCUGAGAAAGGGUUUUUAGGAACUAGUACACAAAUAAGCUGGAACUUUUUUUGUAAAAAGAGAAACACAACAGAACAAUAUCAAAACAAAAGAAGAAAACCUAACAACCACACACAGACACAGUGAGACGAACGAACGACAAAAUAAAAGAGGAAAGGCCAAACACCCGGAAGACAGCAAAAAAAAACAAGAAUUAAAAUACAAUUUGAUCAUUCAAUUAGUGACGUUUUUCGAAAUUUACGUGAUCAUCUUAUCAUAUAUAGGCAAGCAAAUAAACAAAAAAAAACUUUGAAAAAAACAAACGAGUGGACGCAAAAAAUAGUAAAACCUAAUUAAUGAAAGGCAGAACUGUGCAGUUUAAGCCACUAAACCACUGACUCCACAAACAAUAAAUCAGAAAUCAAUAGGAGCACACUCAUCAAAGAAAAGAAAAAUCUUCGAAGUUGUCCUUCAACAAUAAUUAUUUGGAACUACCAUCACCAUGAACAUCAGACACAAUCCAGCAAACAAGCAUUAAAACUGAACUGUACUGAAUUGCAAAAUUGGAUUUAAAACAAACACACAUUCUACAUACACUGAAGAAAACAGAAAAAAAAAACAAAAAACACGGAUGAAUCGAUCGAGAAAAGGCAGUAGUGAGGAAAAUAAAAACAGUAGCGUUUAAGCGUCAUGCAUAUAUUAUAUUGAUGAAAAGGGACAACAACAACAACAACAGAAAAAGCAAAUCAAUAAUUUGAUGAAACAAAAAAAAGUAAACAAAAACUACUGACAAAUAAAUGAAGUAAUAAAUUUCAA